AUGAAACGUAAGGACGUCCAGCCAGAGGAGCCUUCGGUGAUCCCAGAACCUUCUUGCGUCAGAGCAGCCGUUCCUCUCGCUCUGUCAGAAAGUUCUGAGGAGAUUUCGAAUUCCAAUAUCCAUGAUGAAUCCAGCGAUGAUGAAGUUCAGUCAGUAGACAAGACUACGCUAAAAGGGAAACCUCCUGCAAAGGUCCCUAAUCUUCGGGACCGAUUCUUUGCAUCUCCUUCCUACCCCCUCCUCGCUGCGCACCGAAAGCUUCGGCUAAGGGCAGGAGGACUGCCAGAAGAGAAUUCUCCGUGGUUGGUCAUUGGCAAUUUUAAUGCAAUUAAAGAUCCUUCCGAUCGCAUUGGCUGUUCUACCAACUGGAUUUCCUACUUUGAUGAAUUUCCCCAUUGCUUGGCCCGUGCGGAACUUAUGGACCUCAGAUAUGUUGGGUGCCGUUUCACUUGGUCCACCUCAUCUGGUGACGCGAGGAAAAUGAGGAAGAUCGAUCGCGUGCUCGUCAACGAGUUUAAGGCCAUUGUUCAACAAGCAUGGGAUAGUCCGGUUGCAGGCGUAUCCAUGUACCAACUUGUAUCGAAGCUUAAGAGAGUAAAGGCGCGGCUUAGAUCUCUUAACCGUGAGGCUUUCUCCGACAUUUCAGUCAAGGUGUUUGUUAAUUAUUUUUCUGAUCAGUUAUCUGCGAAGGAAGGGCUGAUCAAACCGUCCAUUGAUGAGGUGAGGCAGUAUGUUCACAAGACCCUGUCCCAAGACCAAUCAAGCUUCCUCAAUAUGCCGGUUUCUGAUUCUGAAAUCAAAAACACAUUAUUUUCGCUGGCAAAGGGCAAGGCCCCUGGCCCGGAUGGUUUUUCUGUUGAUUUCUACAAAUAUUGCUGGGAUUCUGUUGGCUCUUCAGUGCUCGAAUUAAUGCAUGACUUCUUCCGCAACGGUCGACUCUUAAAAGAGGUUAAUGCCACUACUCUAGUGCUUGUCCCUAAAGUGCCUAAUGCUAGUGCGGAUUCCAAGUGUGCGAUAAAAGUUGAUUUUCAUAAGGCUUUUGAUACUGUCGACUGGGAUUUCUUAGAGCUGGCCCUUGAAGCGUUUCGGUUUCCUUCCCAUUUUAUAAAGCUCAUUAUGGUUCAGCUCUCCCAUUUGUUUUUCGCCGAUGACGUUUUCCUGUUCUGUCAAGCGGAUUGGAAGUCGGUUGUUAUGUUGAAAACAAGGCUUGAUCUGUUCUCCUCUUGGAGUGGUUUACUUCCUAACAAGCACAAGAGCGAGAUUUUCAUGGCUGGUGGUGAUACUUCUAUCCGGAAUAGAAUCCUUUGGGCCUUCGGAUUUCAGGAGGGGAAAUUACCGGUCCGCUAUCUAGGUGUACCGAUUAUCUCUUCUAGAUUGAAUAGAGCGGACUGCAUAGCAUUGAUAGAUCGCAUUACCGCAAGAAUCCAAUCAUGGACGCAUCGGUUUCUAUCGUUCGCAGGUAGGCUGCAACUUAUAAGAUCUGUUCUUCAUUCCAUCCAAGCAUUCUGGACGAGCGUUUUCACUCUUCCAUCCUCGGUCCUAGCGGAUAUUGAGCGGAUAAUGAGGUGGGUGAUUGGAAAUGGAUACUCCGGCUCGCUGUGGCAUGACUAUUGGCUUCCAUGUGGUCCUUUGGAUGGAUUCAUCCCUACAUCUUUUAGGGACAGAGUUUGCCUUCCGGAUUAUGCAGUGGUAGCUGAUCUCUACUCCCGGUAG
Eucalyptus grandis is the source of this 1713-nucleotide messenger RNA. RefSeq lists its product as uncharacterized. NCBI's taxonomy places the organism in Eukaryota, Viridiplantae, Streptophyta, Magnoliopsida, Myrtales, Myrtaceae. The record is from RefSeq and is a predicted model, not a curated record. The coding region runs from base 1 to 1713 and encodes 570 amino acids. The transcript has 7 exons.